UAGAAAAGACAGGCGUCACUGGUGAGGGAGAGCCAGUCACUAUGGCUUGUGUCAGCAGCUCUGGUCCAGUCAGGGAGCGCUGUUGGAUCUCCUCACGUCCACUCCUCCCUACCAGAAUGGUUGAGCCCAGCCCUCCAGCGCUGCACCUCCUCUCCGGGGGGGAUGUCAGCAUGACAGGUGUUGGUGUCAAAGUAGAGCAGGAGGAGUCCUGCAGAGGCGGGGGAGUCAUUACCAAUGCUGAACCUCUUAAGACGUCUCCUUCACGUGAUUGGCCAGGAAAUCAUCCACUGGAGGCCCGCCAAUUGACCCCACCGCUCUCCUGCUCCCCUUCGGAGGGCUCUCCAGGUAAGGAACUACCUCACAGACAAAGCCCUGUGGGACUGAAGGAGGCCAGGACACGUGAUAGACCAGAAGGACAAUCCAGCUUCAAGCAAGUAAUGCCUACCAUUGAGAAGCUGCUGAAUGCUGACUGGAAGGAGAAACUUCUGGAUAAAAGCACAGUGGGGGCAGGACAACUGAAAGGUACCCCAGAGUCUCUGGCAGAGAAGGAGCUCCAGUUGUUGAUGAUGAUCAACCAGCUGAGCGGUCUGAGGGAGCAGCUACUGGGAGCCCACUCUGAGCAGAGGAACAUGGCCGCCCUGCUGCUGGAGAAACAGCAGCAGCAGAUGGAGCUGGCUCGACAACAGCAGGAACAGAUUGCCAAGCAGCAGCAGCAGCUGAUCCAGCAGCAGCACAAGAUCAACCUGCUUCAGCAGCAGAUCCAGCAGGUGAACAUGCCCUACGUGAUGAUCCCGGCUUUCCACCCCAACACCCAGCCCCUCCAGGUCACCUCUGACCCGCAAAUGACCUUGCCACUGCAACCAAUCCCAUGCAAGCCAGGUCAGCGUGACUAUCCCAUGCAGCUGCUGCAGAACCACCACCCCACCCCUGUGAAGAGGAGCAGUGGUUCCUUCCGACAGGAAGCCAGUCAGCCCUUGAACCUGACCUCCAAGCCGAAGGGGCUGGAGCUGGGGAAAACACCCAGUCCGCAGAGCCUGGAGAUGGGACCGCUGGCACUGCAGGGGGCCUACAGGCCCCGAGAUCUCCACAGAGAAGUGUCCCACAGCCCGUCACGAUCUGCCCUCAGUUUCCUUGGAGACGGCGAUGUGGUCACCCAGGCCAUCCAUGAUGCCCAGCAGCUCCUGAGGAUCCACAGCAGCGGAGGGCGAGAGAGGGAGAGGGAGAGGGAGAGAGACGGCGGUGGAAAGAUGGAGUAUAAAGAUUCUCCCCGCAGAGAGAAACUCUCUCACUCCGAGCGGGGUGAAGACAGACACGGCCUGCCGUCCACUGAGGACCACCUCAGCAGUGACUCUGAAGGUGCCCUGCCCGUCUCGGUCCCAGGCAGCUACGCUGAGGCCCGGCCCCCUCCCUCAUCAGGCCACAUUAAGAGACCCAUGAAUGCCUUCAUGGUGUGGGCCAAGGACGAGCGCAGGAGGAUCCUGCAGGCCUUCCCCGACAUGCACAACUCCUCCAUCAGCAAGAUCCUGGGCUCCAGGUGGAAGGGCAUGUCCAACCAGGAGAAGCAGCCUUACUAUGAAGAGCAGGCGAGGCUGAGCAGGCAGCAUCUGGAGCGCUAUCCUGACUACAAGUACAAACCCCGGCCCAAACGGACCUGCAUCGUGGAGGGGCGCAGGCUGAGGGUGGGCGAGUACAAGGCCAUGAUGAAGAGCCGCCGGCAGGAGCAGAGAGCGACCUACACGCACAGUCAAACAGAACCACAGCAGGUCCACUACUCCCACAGCGAUGGCCAGUACCCGGGCGGCGCUGGCUCAGUCUCGGUGGCAACCAUGCCCUUUCACCCUGCGUUACUGGAGCAUUACCUGCCGCAGGUCCCGGCUGCGGCGCACCGAGCGGAGGGCCAGGCCACGCCCACUUCCCUGUCCAGAGAGAGAGAGAGGGAGCGAGAGAGGGAGCGGCCUCCGUACAGUGAAGGGGAGGAAAGCGACGUGGGAGAGAGGAGUGAGGGGGAACUGGUGCUCCUGACAGACUGAAGGGAUGGGGGGGGGGCUGAACAGGGCAUACAGGGAGGGACUGAGUUGUUACUGAAUGAGAAAAUCGCACUUCAGUGAGGCAAAGGUGAAGAGAUAUGGUGAGAAAACGUCAAACUCACUCCCUUGUACAUUACUUGUUUUCAGUGAAACCCUGCCCUACACACACACACACACACACACACACACACAUAAGGCAAGCUCUUUUCCCUUCAUAGACAUGUCAUCAGCUGCUUUGUUUUAGAAUCCUGAAGGUAUAGUGACGUUAUAAUGUAGGAGGUUUAUCGUUUAAUCCCUUAUGCUUCAUGUUUUCCUGCUGCGUUGACUUUUGGCAAACAAAAAGCCCCACAGGGAUUAGAUUCAUUGGAGGAAAGUGUAAAAGAAACCAUACGAGUUCAAUAGAAACCCUGUUUCCACCUGUUAGGCGUCCGAGGGACCUCAGAGCAGCUGAGUAACUUCUGUGUGUCUGGAGCAACAGGCCUGUGAUGACGCCGUGCUAUCAGUAAGUCAGUACUGCCCCCUGCUGGUAAAGGCUGGUUAUUACUAAGUAAGGACACCCAAAAGAGCAGCGCUCCAGGAGCCACCCACCUAACUCGUGGUUCAGAUUGUCUGCCACCCAAGCAGAAUUUGGUGAGUGAUAUCACUCCAUGUCAGAUGUCGUGUUGAAAAAAGGAGUGUAUGCCAGCGGUUUAGUGCUGUACUUCCAUAAAGGUGUCAGUUUGAAAAAACAACUUGAAGCAGCAGAGGCUGAUAUUCUGACUUGUAGUCCCUAGUAUGGUUCAAGCUCCACAAACACUGGAUCCUACACUUCCCAUAAUGCAACUUGAUAAUGUCUUUCAUUAGACCCUCCCUUCCUGGUGAAAGACCACUAGGUUUCAAACUCCACGCCUCCAGUUAGUAAUGGAGGCUUUCUGUUAUAAAGCUGAGACAACCCUGAUGACAUCAUCAGGGUUAUUUUUUCAGCCUUUGGGAGCGACCCCUCCAGGAGAACUUGAUGUUGCUCCUUGAAUAAAUGAAAUCAAAUUGGCGUCACCUCACAGCAGCAUUCAGGAACAAGCUGAUACAGUAUAUCUUUAAGUCUGUCUCACUGAAAAAACCAUCCUGGCAGCUGUAAGCCAUUGCUCCACAUUAAUGUAGUGGAUCCAAGGGAGAUUAUUACUAUCUUCAAGGGACUUGUUUGUAACAGCAUUGUGUUUGUCACCAUCAGUGAAGUGAAUGUUUUAGUUAAGGGAUGUCUCACUGCACCCAAUGGUUUACAAUCAGACAGCCAAGAAAAUGAUUUUUAAGAAGUUGCAUCUCAGAUAACAUACAGUAAACCCUCCUCUUCCUCGUCCUCCCACAUCACACUGUUCAGUUGAGCCGUGCUGUAUAUGCUGUAUUUGUGUCUGUCACUUCCCUCUCCAUAGCGCGGUGGGUUGACCUCAGCCUUGCCUAUUUUUUUUAUACCUCUGUGUUUGCUUCUUUGAGUGUUAAUUGAUUGUCGUGUUGAGCACCUCCUAUCUGUGUAUCCAAAUGUUUUUUUUGCUGCUUUUGAGAUGCAGCCUCCCGCAGUACUGCAGAAAAUAUCCACAAAUAUAUAUAUGGUUUUAAUCUUGAGGAAUUACUUUCAGUAUUUUUCAGGAAUUGUCAUUUUCUUGGUACACUGGUACCAAGAAAAUGAGCCUUGUUCCACAAUAUUCACAUUCUGACGCUUCCUGAAGUUGCACUGGAAUUAGUUUCAGAUUUGAAGACUGAAAGUGAAACUAAAUGGCAUUUUUGCAGUGACAGAUCAAUCGGCCUCAUGUUAGACUUAGGGUGAAGUUCCAUCUGUCUUCUUAUCUCAUCUUUAAUUUUCCUGUUCCACGGACAUCUAACAUUUAGGCAAAUCAGUCCCAAAUCACAUCUGACAUGGGAGCAGAAGCUGUUGCUCAUUGGCAGGAUGUUCUCUGUAAUGGUGGAUGUCAGAAAUAGAGAAAAGGUCAAUAACGGUCAUGAGCUGUUGACAGUGUUAAAGUGCCAAUGUGAAAGAAAUAUACUAAAGUUUUGGGUGACUGAACCACUGGUCAACUUCAUGAGGACGCAUACACCAAAAUCAUCCACGAGUCCUCGGUACAUCAUUGGCUAUGGUGCUCCAUGCUAACAAUUUAGCUUAGCAUAGGCCUACACUAUGUUUUCUGAUAGUAAGGCUGUCUUCACUGAUGGUUGGAGUUACUGUAUUGCCAUGCUGGUUGUUUUAGAUGUAUGCUGAAAACUUGCGUUUUAAAGAUAUACUUGCUUGUAAAAGUAAUGUUUGCGUGCUGUUAGCUGUGCGGACAGACAUGGUGACAUCCUGCCGCGUACUGUGUAUAUGAAAACUCACCUGACUUCCCGAGGAAGAACUCUGACUUAAGAUUGACUUUACUUUGGUUUUACCUUGUUGGAAAUAGGAAAUCCAUAGUUCCAAUAAUAAAACAUGGUAAGCUCCAUGCUAAUGAUGCUACAGUUUAGCACAGGCCUACACAGUCUUAAGUGUGACUGUAGUUUCCAAAAUGUAUUUUAUUAAGCUUGAAAGUCAAAUGCAGAGUGAUCUUAAGUGACUAGCUUCAUUUGUAGUUUUAUGUAAUAAAUUGGUACAGUUCAAACAAAGUGGAAGACAAAAAAAGUGUUAAUAACUAGCUAGCUACUGCUUUACCUCUUUCCAUUCCAAGUGAAGGUGGUGGAGGAGUUUUGGAGACUGCGUGCAUCCCAGAAUCGCUGCUCCGCGGACGAAUGUGUUGCUGCAUCAGAUAAACCUGCUAUACGUCCUCCUCAGUAUGCUUAGCUAAUAGCAUGUUGCUCACAUCUGAGCACAUGGAUAGUUUUGGUGUCUUUGUUCUCAUCACCCAAUGACCAUAUUGACCAAUAGGACAAUUUUACGAAAACUUAGUGUACCUAAAUAACACUGCGGUCAGUCCAGCUUUAGCUAACUGCAAGGUUGACAAAUCAAAAUGGCGGGAAAAGACAAACGUCAGACCUCAGGGUUGGGGCUCAUCCUGUACAAUCAUGGUCAGGGCUGUGUAGAGUAAAGAUGCUGGCUUUUGUGCACAGAGAUGGAUAUCAGAGGAAAAUGUUUAUCUUAUUUUAGUGGAGACAUGCUGAGGAGUCACUUGUCGUUACCCCUGCUGAUGUAAAUAUAGAAAGAGACUUUAUUUUGUUUAUAAGAGCCUGUGUAAUUUAAAGGUGUACGUUUCUCUACGUUUUCAGAGUUUUGUGUUGUUGUUUUUUUUCUUGAAAGACAAUAAAUUGGUUGUGUUAA
Siniperca chuatsi (mandarin fish) is the source of this 5280-nucleotide messenger RNA. Its product is annotated as transcription factor SOX-13-like. Gene Ontology annotation, cellular component: nucleus. Gene Ontology annotation, molecular function: DNA-binding transcription factor activity, RNA polymerase II-specific; RNA polymerase II cis-regulatory region sequence-specific DNA binding. The record is from RefSeq and is a predicted model, not a curated record. Bases 42 to 2030 code for a protein of 662 amino acids. The transcript has 14 exons. Gene Ontology annotation, biological process: cell fate commitment; regulation of transcription by RNA polymerase II. Lineage: Eukaryota; Metazoa; Chordata; Actinopteri; Centrarchiformes; Sinipercidae.